Messenger RNA from Manis pentadactyla (Chinese pangolin), 2010 nucleotides. Its product is annotated as isoaspartyl peptidase/L-asparaginase-like. Gene Ontology annotation, molecular function: asparaginase activity. Bases 390 to 1448 code for a protein of 352 amino acids. Lineage: Eukaryota; Metazoa; Chordata; Mammalia; Pholidota; Manidae. The transcript has 8 exons. The record is from RefSeq and is a predicted model, not a curated record.
CCUGCAAGUGCCUGUUCGGCCCCAACCCGAGCACCUGCCCUUAAUCCUCAGGCCUGCUGCAUGGGACCUGCGCUAGCCCACCAGGAAGCAUCCUGGGCCGGCGAUUGCUCGCAAGCAGCAGGUUUCAGCUGUGGACCUCAGACCCCAUACGGCCCUCUCUACCCUCUUUCCCCCGGGGCCAGUUUGGUGACCGUGGUCGCCGCUGUCUCCCACCUCUGACAGGCCCGGAAUGGCUUCUGACAUGCGGCAAGACCCGGGUGCUUCGGCUUCCGCGGAAUUAGUAACAGCUUUAGGGCUGGUGUCUUUCCCAGAGGCCCCACCAGUGGCCUUCAGUUAUCCAGGACUUCUAGGCAUGUGAAAAGGGACCUCCCCAGGGGAAACGGGAUCCCAUGUGGACCCCAGAAGGAGUGCUGGAGGCUCUGGUCCCCGGACGCCUUCCCGUCCCUUCGCAGCCGGGGCAGUACGGGUCAGUGGCCGAAGUUCUCCAGGGAAACAGGCCGAUGGCAGCCGGAUCCGUCAACAUGAAUCCCGUGGUCGUGGUCCAUGGGGGCUGGGCCAGCAGUUUCUCCAAGGACCGGAAAGAGCGGGUGCGCCAGGGUGUCGUCAGAGCCGCCACCGUGGGCUACAGCAUCCUCAAGGAGGGGAAGAGCGCCGUUGACGCCGUGGAAGGAGCCGUGACCGUCCUGGAAGAUGAUCCCGAGUUCAACGCAGGUCGUGGGUCUGUCUUGAAUGUAAAUGGUGAAGUUGAAAUGGAUGCUAGUAUCAUGAAUGGAAAAGACCUGUCUGCAGGAGCUGUGUCUGCAGUCCGCUGUAUUGCAAAUCCCAUUAAACUUGCACGGCUCGUUAUGGAACAGACAUCUCAUUGCUUUCUGACUGGCCAAGGGGCAGCAAAAUUUGCAGCAGCCAUGGGGGUUCCAACGGUUCCUGAACAGCAGCUGGUCACAGAGAGAAACAUAAAGGACCUAGAAAAAGAGAAGCAUGAGAAACGUGCUCAGAAACCAGGCUGUCAGAAAAACUUGGGAACUGUGGGUGCUGUUGCCUUGGACAGCGAAGGAAACGUGGCUUAUGCAACCUCCACCGGGGGCCUCGUAAACAAGAUGGUGGGCCGCGUCGGGGACUCGCCCUGCAUAGGAUCUGGAGGUUAUGCCGACAAUGACAUUGGAGCCAUUUCAACGACGGGGCAUGGGGAAAGCAUCCUGAAGGUGAAUCUGGCCAGGCUCGCUCUCUUCCACGUAGAACAAGGAAAGACAUUAGAAGAGGCUGCUGACAUGUCGUUGGGUUAUAUGAAGUCAAAGCUCAAAGGUUUAGGUGGUGUCAUCUUGGUCAGCAAAGCAGGGGACUGGACAGUAAAGUGGACGUCUGAAUGCAUGCCCUGGGCGGCCGUGAAGUGCGGCAAGCUGCACUUUGGAACCGACUGUGAUGACACCAGUGUCACUGACCUGCCCUGAAGUCCUGCCCUAGGAGGAGCGUGUGCUGGAUGCUAGCUUGGAGUAGCCAUCCUAAUGGGUUGUGAAACUUCAUGUGAUUUUGGCUUGAGAUCUGAACUCAUGCAAGUGCCAGGAAAGCAGGCCUAGGUGUGACUCAGCUCACCUACCCGUUCUGCUGCCAUCACCCCAAAUGAAAAAUGGAAUCUCUCCUGGAUUUUGCCUUCCUGUCUCAAGUCACAAAGCCUUCCCUCUUCCACCAGGCGCUGUGGCAUGCGUCGGGCGACCUGGACCCCUGUUGUUCCCAACAAGCCUCAGGGUUUACGCUGCCUUGUCUUCCCUCAGGAUUCCUCCUCCAAACGUUUCUUCAUGUCAAAAUCCUGCAUAUCCCCUGUGGCCCCCAAUAUGCCCCUCCGUAUACCCAGACUGACUGAAAAUUUCCGUGCCUCUCUCUGUGUUUCCGCAGAGCAGUCUGUUGUGGUUGGGGAGGGGGGAGGGCGAGCCUGACUCUGCUGCCGGUACCCUGAUGACUCAGAAGUGUGCUCCUUCUAUUUGAUGUGUAAAACUAAAAAGAGGCUUCUUGUUA